Molecule: messenger RNA, 1029 nt
Organism: Diprion similis
Lineage: Eukaryota; Metazoa; Arthropoda; Insecta; Hymenoptera; Diprionidae
Gene: Taf9
Product: transcription initiation factor TFIID subunit 9
Exons: 3
Coding region: 161-898 (245 amino acids)
Biological process (GO): DNA-templated transcription initiation; RNA polymerase II preinitiation complex assembly
Cellular component (GO): SAGA complex; transcription factor TFIID complex
Molecular function (GO): RNA polymerase II general transcription initiation factor activity; protein heterodimerization activity; transcription coactivator activity
Source: RefSeq, a predicted model, not a curated record
UCUUCCGCAAACCCACCAUUCUAGAAAGUAGCUAACUUCAGAGAAAACACAAUGUUGUGUAUUAAUGAUUAGAGAGGGUUACUUAACCUAAUUUAGUAGCAGCAACCAGCAACCAAGUCUGAUAUUUUAUGAAUUUGAAGUUGAAGAAAGAACACGAAACAUGGCAGAAAAGCCGAAAUCAAUGAGCCAGAUUAAACAUGUACCGAAAGACGCGCAAGUUAUAAUGUCAAUAAUGAAAGACAUGGGCAUCACCGACUACGAGCCAAAGGUUAUAAAUCAACUCCUCGAAUUCACUUAUCGUUACGUAACCUGCAUACUGGACGAUAGCAGGAUAUACGCUAACCAUGCAAAGAAGAAGUUCAUUGACUUGGACGAUGUUAGACUGGCUGUAAAAAUGCAGUUGGAACGUUCGUUUACCAAUCCGCCUCCUAGAGACGUGUUACUGGAUGUAGCCAGAGCGAAAAACAAUAUUCCAUUGCCGUUUGUUAAGCCAAACAAUGGCCUGCGCCUUCCGCCCGAUCGCUACUGCCUCAAUGCCACAAACUAUAAGCUGAAAAACGCGACCAAAAAGAUCGUCGGUAAGCCGUUACAUGCCAUAGUUGGAAAUAAUUUUAGCGGAGGUCAACCCAGGAUCAAGAUCGAACCGAACAAAACUGGAUUGUCUAUCGUCAAGAGGCCAGGCACUCUCGCUACUGUCGCACGAACCCAAGCUAUAACAAUUCCAAAACCUGUGUUCAAAUUCUCUACUGGUGCUGGAACUGGAGCUCCAGGAGCAAAACCGGCUGUUGGAAAGCCAAAGAUUCAGAUCUCGUCAAGUCAACCUGUGUCUGUAAUAAAAAUGGAAACUGAUGAUUCGUCGAAGAGAAAAAGAGAAGAAGAAGACUACGAUAUUGCCUGAAUAACCGAAGAACAAAAAUUGACCCACAUCGUGUGAAUAAUAUUAUUUUAUAACAAUGGUCAACGCACCCCAAAUCAAUACUUCUGAUUCCCUAAUCGUUCUGAUAAUAAAUACAGUAUUUAUCACAGUUA